GAACCUUUCUCAAGCGUUUUCGAAACUAUGAUUACGAAGUUUGAGGAAUUCCAUUUAGGUUCUGUUCUGCAAUUUUUCGUCUUGUGGGGACAUUUUCAAAGAAAGAAAUCUCGUGCGACUACCCGAUACCAUGUAGCCAGUAUAAACAAAUGGAGGAAAUGUGGAUUAUGAAGGGAAACAAGUACAGUCAUGAACGAGUCUUCAUAAUGUUUACAACUUGAUGCCGUAGAGAAUCAGGAUGUUGGUGGAACGAUACCGUCCUAUACUGUUUAUUCAGUACCUUCUCCUCCUGGUGGAUCUGUUUAUGAACACUUUUAUUGAAAUGCUGAGAUUUGAAAAUGUCAUUUUAUUAGUGCUCUAUGUUAUACAGGACGUAUGUAUCCUGUUUGCUGUGAUAGUAGUUUUCCUGCUUUUCUUCAACACGUACAUCUUCCAAGCCGGCCUCGUCAAUAUCCUCAUAGACAAGUUCAAGGUCGCCAUAGGAAUUACAUUUAUCUACUUCGGACUGAAUGUUGGCCUUCAUGUGUGGGAAAUGACCCUGAGGUGGGAUGAGCCGAAUCUCUAUAUCUGGGGCACGCCUGGAUUUAUACCUCUCUUUGUUAUUCAGAGAACCGGUGCAGUUCUGUAUUAUUAUUUCUAUAAGCGGACAGCUCUACAGCUGGGAGACCCGAGAUUUUAUCAAGAUUCGGAGUGGAUCAGGAAAGAAUUCGAAAGACGAAGAUAACGCUGUCCUCACAAACUGAAAUAAUUUAUUUUCUGUGGUUGUGAAUGAGUCCUGAAUUACGCAUAAAAUCAGUAUGGAUUUUUUGCCAGAUAUUAAUCUUAGGGAAAUAAUUCAUAGCUUUUUUUCGAAAUAAAUCUAAUGUUGACAUGAAAACUUGUAGAUACAGUGUAUGUAGGUGCUUGAUAUGUAAAUAUGCAUGUAAUUUAUCAUUCAUUGAUAUGUAAUUGUACAAAGAAAUACAAUAAAAUAACCUUCAGAUAAAUGUUAAA
Molecule: messenger RNA, 993 nt
Organism: Ostrea edulis (European flat oyster)
Lineage: Eukaryota; Metazoa; Mollusca; Bivalvia; Ostreida; Ostreidae
Product: transmembrane protein 138-like
Exons: 6
Coding region: 239-724 (161 amino acids)
Cellular component (GO): cilium
Source: RefSeq, a predicted model, not a curated record